Molecule: messenger RNA, 204 nt
Organism: Suillus bovinus
Lineage: Eukaryota; Fungi; Basidiomycota; Agaricomycetes; Boletales; Suillaceae
Exons: 1
Source: RefSeq, a predicted model, not a curated record
AUUUCAAAGUAUACACCAGAGGCCCAUCGUUCCCACAUUGUGAUGCGCUACGCUGUCAACAAGUGUCCAUUCAAAUCUGAUCCUCUGUACAUCGAGGAAGUCAAACUAUUGCACCCUGACGUGAUUGUACCAUCUCCAUGCACAGUGUUACGCGACACUAACGAUAUCUUCAUCAGGGAUCUAAGGGAUAUUUUUUCGGUAUAA